Molecule: messenger RNA, 1626 nt
Organism: Drosophila ficusphila
Lineage: Eukaryota; Metazoa; Arthropoda; Insecta; Diptera; Drosophilidae
Gene: Coq6
Product: ubiquinone biosynthesis monooxygenase COQ6, mitochondrial
Exons: 1
Coding region: 81-1514 (477 amino acids)
Biological process (GO): ubiquinone biosynthetic process
Cellular component (GO): mitochondrion
Molecular function (GO): oxidoreductase activity, acting on paired donors, with incorporation or reduction of molecular oxygen, NAD(P)H as one donor, and incorporation of one atom of oxygen; FAD binding; 2-octaprenyl-6-methoxyphenol hydroxylase activity
Source: RefSeq, a predicted model, not a curated record
AAUAAAUUUUUGUUUGCCAUCUCCAACGCAAGGCAGGCGAAUAAUUUCGGGACACCGCGUAAUUCUUACAAUUCCAUAAGAUGUUGGCCCUUGUGCGGAUCCAAGGAGCAGUGGCUUCGGCGGGUCAGGUGCGUCUCCUGUCCGCCCGCCUGCUUGCUAGCAAAUCAUCCACUGACAUCACCUCAAACCGAUGCGAAUCAACCAAAUCGCCGGCUACGGAGCACUACGAUAUAAUCAUAGGGGGCGGCGGACUGGUGGGGACCACUUUGGCCGCAGCUCUGGCCAAUAACUCCACGCUGGCGGAUAAAAAGGUACUCCUUCUAGAGGGUGCACCAGAAUUCCGAGGAUUUGAUCCGACGGGACCCUAUCAGAAUCGCGUAUCCGCCAUCAACCAAAACUCCAUAGAAUUGUUCAAGUCCAUCGAUGCUUGGUCCCACAUCGAGUCGGCUCGUUACAAGCCCGUCAAGCAGAUGCAGGUGUGGGAGUCCAACACGGAUGCACUGAUCCAGUUCCAGCAGGAUAACUUCGCCAGCGAUGUGGCUUGUAUUAUUGAAAACGAUCUGAUCCUGGAUGCGGUUUAUGCGCGGGUCAACGAAGCUUCUAAUGUGGAGAUCCUUAACAAAGCCAGAAUCCAAUGCGUCAGCUUACCCAAGGAUUCUGGCAGUAAUGUCUCCGAGCUGCAGCUUCAGGAUGGUCGCUCGUUUUCCUGCGAUCUACUUAUUGGCGCCGAUGGUGCCAAUUCAGUGGUGAGGAAGGAGAUGAAUGUGGAUGUCUUCUCGCUGAACUACGACAGGAUGGGUCUGGUGGCCACCUUGGAAUUGGGCGAAGAUGCUUGUGAUAAUUCUGUGGCCUGGCAGAGAUUCUUGCCAAAUGGACCCGUGGCUUUGCUGCCGUUGACGGAUAGACUGAGUUCCCUCGUUUGGAGCACCACCAACGAGCAGGCCAAGAUGUUGCAAGCUCUCCCGCCGGCAGAGUUUGUCGACGCCCUCAAUGAAGCCUUCUGCAGGCAGUAUCCUCGCGUCGAGGUGGCCGACAAGGCAGUUCAGGCACUGAACUCUCUGUUUGGGAACAAUGCCAGCCACCACCAAGUGCAGUACCCUCCAAAAGUUUUUGGCGUUCAAGAGAAGUCGCGCGCUACCUUUCCGCUGGGAUUCCUGCACGCCUCGUCGUACGUCUGCAACGGCGCUGCACUGGUGGGUGAUGCCGCCCAUCGUGUGCAUCCUCUCGCCGGUCAAGGCGUCAAUUUGGGCUUCAGCGACGUGAGGUAUCUGGUGGAGUCCCUGGCAGCCGGCGCAUAUGCAGGAUUCAAGCUGGGUGACAAGCAGCACCUCGUCAAGUACGAGCGCAAGUGCCUGGCCAAGAAUGUGCCCAUCAUGCUGGGUGUCCACGGUCUGCACACCCUCUACUCCACGCAGUUCAGCCCGGUGGUUUUGCUCAGGAGUCUGGGACUUCAGCUCACGCAGAAUCUGCCGCCCAUCAAAAACUUGUUUAUGCGGGGAGCGAUGGGUCAGUAGAUCAACGACAAUAAAUGGUUAAAACGGGGUAAUUAAAUCUAAAGUGUUUGCAGUUAUUCACUUCAUUUGUGAACGGAAUAAAGAGAGAGUUUAUAUCAGAGUCUAAAACCUA